AUGCGACCUCAUUUGCUCGCUGGCGUAUUAUCGAGCUUGGCUACUCGUACAUACAGCCUCGAUACAUCUACACCAGAAUGUGCUACCAUUUGCUCUCGCGAACUUAUGCACUAUCAUGGUAUUCCUACUGUUGAGGGUCUCUGUCAUGACAUGGCCGUUCAACGAGAACUGUUCUCAUGCCUGGCCAGUUCUUGCACUGAUCAGUAUGGUCAAGCUUUGACAUACACUGUCUCCACUUGCUCUCUUCAUGGUGCUACCAUAAGUGAUCUCCUUCCUGUGGAAAUACAACAUACAAGUCUUGCUCCGAGGCACUUCAUGCCUCUCGUCUCACGCUCUGAUUCGGCGAGCUUUGGGUUUGAAAGCCGUUUUAGCCUCUCUGUCGACUGUAAAGCCGGAUCUGAUGGUGUUCUUACACUGUCUCUCCCCGAAUCCACCGCUUCAGCUCAUCAAUCUAUUCCCGGUGGUGGUUCCCCUGCCUCACCAGGAGCUGGGAAUGGCAACCCCAAUGCCGGAGCAGGUCCACCAGGUGGUGCACCAGGCCCGAACAAUGGGCCCCUACCAGGAAACACAGCAGGCUCAGGUGGCGGUCAAGGUAAUCCUUCAGGAGGCACAGGUCCCGGAGGAGAUGGUGGCAAUGAUGGAAAUGAUGGAAAUGAACCCUCAGAUCCCAACGCGGAUUGUGAAGGAAACACUUCCAAUGAUGGAUCUUCACAGUCUGGCAACAAUGAUGGCCAAUAUCCAACUGACCCGGCUCUUGCCCCGGCUCCGGUUCCUGCCAACCCUCCUGCCAACAGCAACACCCAGCCGGAUGGCCAGUCCAACGGCCCUCCUGCCCCAGGACCAGAUGGUGCCGAUGGAAACAGUUCGCCUGACGAUCCCAAUCAAGGCAAUACAGGACAAUCACAGCCUCAACCCGCUCCUGCAACUGCACCUGCUCCUUCGAACCCGGAUGAAGGCGACGGAGCACCAAAUCAAGAUGGAACUGGCGGACCGGGAGAGGAUUGCGAUGAGAGCGCUCCUGGAAACAAUGCUGCACCAGCCACUCCUCCAAGUACUGGCGGCUCAGUAGACUGCUCUAUCGAUAUUAACAAUCCAGCAUGCGCCAACCAGAAUCAGCUACCUCCUGGACCUCCAGCGCCUCAACCACCAGCAUCUCAACCGCCAGCACCUCAACCGCCAGCACCUCAACCAGCGCCACAGCCUCCAGCACCUCAAAUACCAGCGCCUGCCCCGGAUUCUCCCGCUCCUCAAGGCCCCCCUCCGGGCCCUGGUCCUGCUCCUGCUGGAGGUAACCCUCCCUGUGGUGCUGAAGACGGUAUGCCAGCCUGCCCUGCCUCUCAUCAGCCUCCAAAGGGCGAUGAUAGCGGUGGAAAUGGGUGCUCGGACCCCAACUCAAACGCUGGCUGUGGCUCUUCUGAGCCUUCUUCACCUCAGCCGCCUCCACAGACAGCACCACCCGCUAUUCCAAAUAGUUGCUCCGGGGAUGAAAACUCACCUUGUCACAAUGGAGGUGAUGGCGGAUCUGAUCCAGGAUCUAGCAGUGUGCCUGCAAACCCCCCGUCACCGAACAGUCCUGACGCGCCUCCUCCCGAUGUAGGGCCUUCACCUGCUGCCCCUCCUUUACAACCAAAUACAAAUGGUAAUCCCGACAACGGGGCCUCUUGUGGUGGAAAGCCUGGCCCUUGUCCCGCAAAUGGUGGUCCAGGAAUCCCAGCGCCAGCCAAUCCUCCUUCUCCGGCCUCUCCGCCUUCAACUCCCCCAGAAGGCCAGGUUCCUAACGGUUCCCCAGAUAAUGAUGGUACUGGACAGGAAAGCCCCGGUAAAGGAGAUGGCAAGGGUGAUGGGGGGAAAGGGAGCGGCGAUCUCGGACCACAAGCACCAGAAAUCACAGCACCACCUACACAACCCGCUCUGCCUGCACCAGAAGUUCCAGCGCAGCUUCCAGGACCUCCUGCCCAACCAAGACCCCCUCAACCUACCGGUUCCAACGCUGUUGGCGGCGCUCACGAGGGACCUCAAGUUAUCACACCGACAAAUGGCCCUUCAAUGUACUCGUCACCAUCUCAAUUGGAGGAACGUGCCAUGGCUGACAUAGAACGAAGGCAAGAAGAGAAUGGUCAAGAACUUGGCACUCCUGGCAACGACAUCCCGGCCCAACCUGCCCCUGCUUCAGCGGCUUCAGCUAUUCAAGCAGAUCUUCCGACAGAGUCGGGCAUGCCCGAACCUUCGUUCGUUGUUUCAAACGACUCGACAAGAGCCCAUGGCUACUCACGGACCUUUGCUGUUCUGGUAGUGUUUGUGGCAAUGUUUUCAUGGCUACUGAUAUGA
Molecule: messenger RNA, 2328 nt
Organism: Fusarium subglutinans
Lineage: Eukaryota; Fungi; Ascomycota; Sordariomycetes; Hypocreales; Nectriaceae
Exons: 4
Coding region: 1-2328 (775 amino acids)
Source: RefSeq, a predicted model, not a curated record